AUGGCUUCUCUUCGAUCUAUCACGCUCACCAAUCGCUCUCCAAGGCAACCGAUCAAGAACCUCCCACAGUCGAUUGAGGUCGACCCUGAUACCACUGUUGAAGGACUCAAGGUCCUCAUUGCAAAGGAAACCAAGCUUGGAGACUUCAAUCGCAUCGGAAUCUAUGAUCCUACCACGAAAAAGACUCUCAAGAACCGCAAGGCUCGUCUCGUCGAUGAGCCCGCCGUAGUUUCCACUGGCGAGGUUCUCGUAAAAGACAUGGGUGCGUCGAAACUGGUCAAAGACCUUGAGGAGCAUGUUCUAACUCUUGUCACAGGAUAUCAAAUCGCUUGGAGAACCGUCUUCGUCGUCGAGUAUUUCGGACCCAUCAUCUUCCACGCCCUCGCUGUCGCUGCUCGCCCCUACAUCUACCGCAAUGGAGACGGCGACAUGUCUCGAACCCAAUGGAUCACCUUUGCUAUGAUCAUGCUACACUUCUUCAAGCGCGAGUAUGAGACGCUCUUUGUCCACAAGUUUUCUGCCAACACAAUGCCCUGGAAGAACAUCUUCAAGAACAGCUUCUUCUACUGGGCUGUCUCUGGUGUUCUCUGCGCCUACGCCAUCUACCACCCCAACUCCCUUGCAGCCAAGGCCGACGUUCCUGUCAUUGAUGCCGUUGGCGUUGCUCUUUAUUGCUUUGGCGAGUUUAUGAAUGCCCUCGUUCACCAAUAUCUUUCGAGUCUGCGUUCUACUGGUGGCACUGAGCGCAAGAUUCCUGUUGGUUAUGGUUUCGGCAUUGUCACUUGCCCGAACUAUUUGUAUGAGGUGCUUGCCUGGGUCGGAGUCAUCCUUGUCAGCCGUGACUGGACCGUCGCUUUCUUUAUCUCUAUUGGUGCUGCACAGAUGAUUAGCUGGGCCAAGGGUAAGGAGCGCGCCUAUCGCAAAGAGUUCGGUGACAAGUACAAGAAGAAGAGAUACGUCAUCUUCCCCGGUCUUAUCUGA
Molecule: messenger RNA, 981 nt
Organism: Fusarium fujikuroi IMI 58289
Lineage: Eukaryota; Fungi; Ascomycota; Sordariomycetes; Hypocreales; Nectriaceae
Product: related to TSC13-required for elongation of VLCFA moiety of sphingolipids
Exons: 2
Coding region: 1-981 (326 amino acids)
Biological process (GO): very long-chain fatty acid biosynthetic process
Molecular function (GO): oxidoreductase activity, acting on the CH-CH group of donors
Source: RefSeq, a predicted model, not a curated record